This is a messenger RNA of Magnusiomyces paraingens, 4260 nucleotides long. RefSeq lists its product as uncharacterized. NCBI's taxonomy places the organism in Eukaryota, Fungi, Ascomycota, Dipodascomycetes, Dipodascales, Dipodascaceae. The transcript has a single exon. The record is from RefSeq and is a predicted model, not a curated record. Bases 1 to 4260 code for a protein of 1419 amino acids.
AUGCCAAGUGGACAUCUCUUUCAAAUACGAGCCUCUGAUAAAACCAAGGUUGACAACAACAAGAACGAUAGGCAAGCUAUUACCGAUAAUGAAAGACAUCAGUCGGAAUCCAGACCGACAGCAAUAUCACCCCGAAUGGCUUCAUUAUCCAGCAACUCACGGUCCUCUUCAAUAGUUCCGACGGAUUCUUCUAUUGAAUCUUUAACUCCUCUAGUAACUGCACUGGAGCCUGAAUCUACUCGGCGCGACUCUUCAUCUUCUGCAUCACGAGGAAACUCUGUAUCACGUACACGACCUAGUGUUUCCUCAAAUACUGGGCGAUCAUAUGACCCUCAAAAACCUUCAAAAUUAUUUAUUGUCGAUAAUGCGUCGCCUACGGAUCUGCCAGUAGAUGGAAGUUAUUCACAGGAAGGUUUAGACCCAUUGCAAAAAUCGAGAGCUAGACCUCCAGAAUCACCACGAACAAGAAAUACAAGCGCACUGAUAGGAAGAGACAGUUUUAAUAGAUCAAGCAGUAGCAGUGGACAUCGAAACUCUGGAAGUGUUUCGGAAGAUUUGAGAGGUAGUUUCAAUUCAAGCACUAGAAAUCGAAAUGAUCGAACAGCACACCGUCUAUUUUCCAAAGAACAUUCUUUACUUUCAAAGAUUUCGUCUCGUUACCUCCCAUUUAGUAAAUCCAGAAGCCGAGAUGAUAGUCUCCAACUUUCAGAAUUGCCUUCAACCGACAACAUUCCUUUGGAACAAUUUGUUUCUCCUGAAUCAGGCCCUCUAACUACAUUUGCAUCACCUAACAACCGACUCAGCAGCAACAGUCGACCCAAUAGUAUUUUAACAUUUAUGUACUCCAACAGCCUCGCUCCGGUUCGAACUGCAGAAAGUGGCAGAUUUUCAAUUAAUACUGGAAACAUUGGAGAUGCUGGUGUUGGUGGCACUAGUGAAAGCGGUGGAACAGGCGUUGGAUGGCCAGGCUAUGGUGGAGUUACACAUAGACCUAAUAAACAAAAAAGCCCCUUUCAUAGACCUUCACGAGAAACUCUCCAAACUUGGCUUUACAGUAGUUCUCUUAUGUUUCUUUUUCUCUGUUUUGCUGCAGUGGUUGUUGCAACUCCUAUUGAUAUGAUUAUCCAAUCUCAACGCACCGGUCAAUUCUGGAAUGCGAUCAUAAUUAUGGCUUCUUAUGCAUUUGUCGCCAUUAUCGCUGGUGUUUUGUUAAUUGCUCGAAUUGUUGUGACUCGGAGAUCAUUAGCAGCUAUACCUCACCAAUAUAUUCCGGGUCUUGCAGAUAUUCCAAUUGAAUUGUUCCGAAAUAUUACUUCCGAACUUGAAAGGUGCCGAAAAAUUGCCCGAAACUCUCGACCAGUAUUUCAAAACCCCCCAUUGCAUAUUUCACAUCCUGGCUUAAUGCCACCAGAAAUUACUGAUCUUGGACGCUUAGCAGAUACUCCAUAUAUCGAUGUUAUUCGUUUGGCAUCUGAAAUGAUUGCCAUGAAGGCCGAAGUAUUGCAUCCUUCUUUAGCUCGAGGACCAGGUAUGUCCUUGCGCGAUUAUAUUUAUACCCUUCACAACAUCAACAUAAUUGACAUGCCAAUCUCUCAUGUUAAUGAUUUCAUCAACCUAUAUGAACGGGCACGAUUUUCCGGAGAAUUGGUAACUGAGGAUCAGUUUGGUGAGUUCAUGGAAUCAUGCCGCCGUCUCAUGAUGUCAACAAACUAUUCCAACAUACGUGUAGAUGGCUCUGCUAAGGGUCCACCAUUGUCCAUUUAUGCACAUACUACUGAUGUAUCAAGAGCUGGAAGUUUUCGAGCCCAAAACGGAUUCCAACCUGUUAAUACUGCUAGCACAUCUCUUCAUGAUAAUGGGUCCAGCCCAAAUGUGCCAAUUUACGUUUCCGAGUCAGAUCCUCUUAAAAGCACGGCAUCUAACCAAGAUUUGGAUUCAUUAAAAAAAAUGCAUACGAAUUCUUCAUUACCAAGCGAAAACAUUCCAUCUCGUGUUUCUACACGAUCUAAUUAUAGUGAUGGUCAAGGGAAUUCCUCAAAUGGAUCACCAGAUUCAGCUGAAGGACUCAAUAGCAAAAAGGACAAAGGGAAAAGCAAACGGAAGAAUAAAGAAAACAAUUCCACGCCUCCAUCAUUUCGAGAUCCUUGGGGCCUUGUUCCAACAAUUAGUGCUGGGGGACAUUUGCCUUCACCACAGCCGAUUGCACCAGCAGGGAGAAGCUCUUCAAUAUCAAGCACAGGAACCACAAAAUGGAAUCCAGAAUACGAAAGUUCUCGAGAUGCAUUUGUGAACUCAGUUACUGAGAUAUUACGCGAAUCUACAAGACAAACUGCACCAGCAAGCACUUUACCAAACAAUCAACUUACCGUCCCAUCUAUUGGCGUCAGUCCUAAUGCAAGUCGCAGACCAAGUAUUCAUUUACAACCGAGUCAGCCCAAGGUUCGAAGAAAUUCGCAGAUUUGGCAACAACAACAGCAAAUACAACAACUUCAGCAGCUUCAGCAGCAGCUGUUCACAGUUUCACGAGUCCCAAGUCAUAAUGCAAUUAUUGAUGUUCCGGAUUCAAAUAUUCAUUCAAUAAUUCCUGCUGUUUCUACUCAUCAAUCAAAUGAUGCGCACUUAAGUCGCAAGAAUUCUUCUACGUCCAUCGUUAUUCACCAGGUGGAAACUUCCAGAAGACAUAGUAACACAGAAUCUCUUUCUCGAAUUGCAGCACAAACAAUCAAUCCUGGUGGUCUUUCCAACACUGGUACAACCUCUUCUACAGUAGAACCUGUCACCGUUCCUCUUUCAUCAGUUGUUUCCAAUUCAUCUGUACUCGGAGCUGGGACUCUUCCUAAGCUAACACUAGUACCAACGCGAUUGGAUAGCCAACAACCAGCAAGCAACAAGUCUGCAGCUGUGUUGGCAGCCGCUGCUGCAGCUGAGUACAAUACUGUGUUCAAAACUGCACAGGACAUGGCUCCCCGUGGAAGCGUGUUUCAGCCCCGGCCAUUGUCAAGCGCUUCUGUUUCUGGUGGAACAGAGUAUGGUGCUGGAACUUCUGGAGGAUUGCUGAUGGCCACACUUAAAAGCAAAUACGAGGCAGCAGCCAAGGCUGCUGCGGCCACUGCCUCGUCCCGUAACAAAAUGAAUGAUGGCGGAAGCAAUUUUUUCGAGGGACCAUCAAGCUUUGUGAUGCCCAUUUCUAAUACAUCACCCGUUUUAAGAUCAGUUCCUGGAACACCAGACCUUAGUACAGGAGUCAUUUCGUCGGCCUCGUCGGCUUCUAGCCAGCCUUAUAUGAGCGCCACGGCUCCACCCGAAAGUAGCGGCAAUAACAGCGGAUUAGCCCCUGCAGUUGUUUUCCGGGCUGAUUUUGGGACGCCAUUACCUCCUGCCGCGCUUUCACGCAUCAGUACAAACUCCCUGGGUUUUGAUCCUUUGGGGCUGCCUGCUUCCUCGGCGCUAACAACAGUGUCAACGUUAGCGAGCAGCAUGAACGCAAGCUCGACAGGUCUUGGGGAACCGUAUAGGACAACGUCCGCUGCGACCCCGGCAAUGAUACUGCCUCAGCAACAGAUGCGGUAUCCAUCAAACGCCACAUAUACUACAGUUGUGCCUCCGAGCCAAGAAGUCACUAGUUCAAGAAAUAAUGCUGUUCCUGUUAUUGGAAGCCUGACUGGCGGUGGGUGGAUUCCGAGCCGUAAAAGCAGCGGUGGAAGUAGCAGCGCACCAACAUCGGUGCAAAGCUACCGAGACUCUAGUCCGUCACAAUCGUUGCGCAAACGCAUGGCGUCACAGAUUCGAAGCUGGUCUCGUGGCUCGUCAAGGUCACCGGAUCGCGAAGAUAGCAUUUCAGGUCCCGAGAUGACUGGAGCAGCAGCAGGAAACUCAAAUGUUCCGCAAUCGCCGCCACCAUCUCCAGCAGCAGCGUUGGCCAUUGCGCUUGCCAAUGCUCAGUCACCAGGCCCAGGCUUUGUACCGCCAAAGACACCCACAUCGUCUCAGCCACUGGUCCCAAGUAUGCUAAAGUCGUCCAUUUAUUCUGACGGAAGAGACAGGAGCUCGUCUAUGGGACAGACUUCUGGGUCUCCAAUUGAUAGUGACGGCGGGUCGGGCCCAUUGCCUGAGCCGUGGUAUGGGUAUGGAGGCUCUGGAAGAUCGACACCUAUAUCAGGAUCAGCUCCAGGAAGCGCAAGCAUAUCGCGGGUGCCAUCUUAUACAGGGAGCGUGAUUAUACACAAGCUUCCAGACCAAGGGCAAGUCAACAAGCGGUAA